Messenger RNA from Hermetia illucens (black soldier fly), 1489 nucleotides. RefSeq names its product odorant receptor 63a-like. Gene Ontology annotation, cellular component: plasma membrane. The record is from RefSeq and is a predicted model, not a curated record. Bases 153 to 1394 code for a protein of 413 amino acids. Gene Ontology annotation, molecular function: odorant binding; olfactory receptor activity. Gene Ontology annotation, biological process: detection of chemical stimulus involved in sensory perception of smell; sensory perception of smell. The transcript is spliced from 10 exons. NCBI's taxonomy places the organism in Eukaryota, Metazoa, Arthropoda, Insecta, Diptera, Stratiomyidae.
GCAUAGUUGAUGACAUGAGAUAAAACUUUUCUUCAUAUAAAGCAAGCUGGCCAUUUCGGCUUCGUCAGUGUUAUCUAGAGAAAUUUUUAGUUCACAUCUAAACUAUUUAAGUGAGUUGUGGAAUAAGUGAAAAAGAAAAUACUUUUUGAAAAAUGCUAUAUGAAGAUUUGGAAAAAAUUCGAAAGAAAAAUUUAGAUCGAAUGAAAAUUGUUCGUAGAAUAACUUACACGUGUGGAAUAAAUAUUUCGGAGCCGAGUUUCUUUAAGAAAUUUAUAGUCAUACAUGCAUUCGUUGUGAUAUUCAUGUCCUUACUUUCUAUUUAUGGCCACAUCGCUUAUAUUUCUGAACAUUUUACAAGCGUUUUCAUGAUAAGUCAGAGCUUGUGCACAUGUUUGCAAACGCUAAUUUCAAUAAUAAAAUUGUUUCUGUGGGUGUUUAUGGAGAGACGUUUUUACAAAUUGGUCAAGGCGACAGUCGAUUGCGAACUUUUUAAUGAAGUGAAAAUGCUCGAUAUAAACGUUACGAUAACGAAGACUCUGAGAGAGAAAACUAAAAAAAUAAUUGAAGACUGUUGGAAGAGGGCACAAUUUCAAAUACGAUAUUACGUGGUUUCUUGCAUCGCUAUAAUCAGUUUCUAUUUUUUGAACGCUCUUGCUAUUAACACCUAUCACAGCAUCAAAGGCAAUACUAACCACACUAAAUUGUUUGCAUUUUCAACUUAUUACCCUGGAUGGGAGGAGGCAAGACAACAUUUUCCGCUUUAUCCCUUCUUUACAAUACUGGACGGAUAUGCAGAUUUCGCUGCAGGAAUGGUUGCAGCCACUUUUGAUGGGUACUAUGUUUUUCUCACGUUCCAUGCGGUCGCAUUGUUCAAAACAUUGAAAGAAAUGAUUAUAUUUUCAAGCACAAAUAGAGUCCCAAAAGGUGAAAAGAUGUUAUACAUACGAGAAUGCGUUUACCAUUACAACAGGUGCAUAAGAUUUUGUGAUGAAAUAAAUGAUAUGUACGCAAUCGUCAACCUUUCCCAGCUAUUGAUAAGCCUCGUUGUUCUUGGUGUUGUUCUAUUUCAAGCAAGUAUUGGAUUGGAAAACGACCCAAAAAUGUUUGUCAAUAUGGUUCUAUAUAUAUCAGCUGCAGGCUAUGAGCUAGUGAUUUAUUGCUUCGAUGGACAAAAUAUUACAUCAGAGACCGAAAAUAUAUGCGAUGCAUGGUAUUCUAGUAAUUGGUAUGACGAAUCGAGAGAGUUUAAAUCAAUCAUUUACAUGAUGAUGAUGAGGACUAGGAAGCCUUACCAUAUUUCCGCUUUAGGUUUCACGACUAUGUCACGGCCUACUUUUUUGGGGAUUGCAAAAACUAGUGGAUCAUACUUCAUGCUUCUAAGGAAUGUUGCCUGAGCGAAGUAAGGGUCGUUUAAAUAGUGCAUACUUGUAUUUCGUUUUUGGGAUUUAUCUGUGUGCACAAAUGCACCACGCUAAAUAAAAUGCUAUAU